Messenger RNA from Antechinus flavipes (yellow-footed antechinus), 1331 nucleotides. It is a transcript of the gene MAP6D1, whose product is annotated as MAP6 domain containing 1. Gene Ontology annotation, cellular component: cis-Golgi network; Golgi-associated vesicle; microtubule. The record is from RefSeq and is a predicted model, not a curated record. Gene Ontology annotation, biological process: cytoskeleton-dependent intracellular transport; regulation of microtubule cytoskeleton organization; microtubule cytoskeleton organization. Gene Ontology annotation, molecular function: microtubule binding; calmodulin binding. NCBI's taxonomy places the organism in Eukaryota, Metazoa, Chordata, Mammalia, Dasyuromorphia, Dasyuridae.
GGCAGGCGGGGACCGGGACCAGGACGCACGGCCGGCCGGCCGCACGGAGGGGACUCCCGGGCGCCCCGGGGCCGGGCCAUGGCGUGGCCCUGCAUCAGCCGCGUGUGCUGCCUGGCGCGCCGCUGGAACCAGCUGGACCGCUCGGACGUGGCCGUGCCGCUGACCGUGCACAGCUACUCGGACAUCGAGGACCCCCCGCCGCCGCCGGGCCCCCCCCGGCCGGGCCCCCCGGCUCCCCGGGCCCGCCGCUCACCCAGUACCAGCGGGACUUCGGCGCCCCGCGCCGGGACCCGCAGCCCUGGUCCCGGCCGGGCCGGCCCCGGUCCCGGGGGGGGCCGCCGGGAGCGAGACAGGGAGCCCGCGGCGGCCCCCAGCGUCUACGUGCUUCCGGGGGGCAAUGCGCUCGAGGCCAGCGACGGGGACCCCCGCUUCCUGAGGAUCCGGGCCCCCGCCGACGCCGCCCCCCUGCCGGUCACCACGUCCUACAGACAGGAGUACCGACCAUGGCCCGCCACCAAACCUCCGAGACCCAUCAAGACCAAAGCGACCUCUAUCAUCGUGACCGACUACACUGUGAGGGAGAGCAGCUACCGCGCCGACUUCAAGGUCCCCGAAGGAAGGAGAAAGUUCUCGCCUAACCCUUCGGCUGUGUUCCAGGCCUCCCCCGCCCCCAUCCUGCACGUGUGACCGUCCCCGCCUGCCCACUCCGGCGGCGGGAGGGCCGAGGGGCCAGCGGAUAGCCGAGCCUCAGUUGGCUGCAGUGCAGCCCGUGGGGGCUCCUGGCCCGCCCGUCUACGCCAGCGCAUGCUCACGCGGCCGGGGAGGUCCCUGGCUUUGCCGGGCCGGGAUUUCUGUCCACAAAUGACCAAACCCACUCGUGGGCAGCGGCCCAGAACACCCGCAUGGAGUGCCGGAGCCGGGGUCCCCCUCCACAGUGCUUGCUUUCUGACUGACCGAACGGCCGCCGAGGGCCCUGCUCCCCGCCGCUCCCCCGUCCCACAACACACCGGGAAUUUCCUCCAAGAGCACACUCUGACCCAGCUUCAUUUCUGAGAUCUGAGGGGAGGAGCGCGAAGGGAGCGAUUCUGCUUUGGGGGGCUGUGCCCCGACGGCCUAACACCCCCACCCCCACCCCGCACCCCGGGACUCGCCAGGAUCACCUCCGGGGGCUUUUCUACUUCCUCUGUUCCAAGAUCUCUGCUAAUUUCUUAUGGAUUUUCCACAACAGAGACAGUGGUCCAUUUUUUUCCACAGGGAAAGCUCUUAGCUUUUCUGGUGAAUGACUCUGCACAUGCACAUUGUACAAUAAAUGUAUUGCCUUGAAACCCUAA